Tarenaya hassleriana is the source of this 1069-nucleotide messenger RNA. RefSeq lists its product as uncharacterized. Bases 321 to 1025 code for a protein of 234 amino acids. Lineage: Eukaryota; Viridiplantae; Streptophyta; Magnoliopsida; Brassicales; Cleomaceae. The record is from RefSeq and is a predicted model, not a curated record. The transcript is spliced from 2 exons.
CUCUCUCUCUCUUCAAUUCCCAAUCGAAACUAAAAAAAAUUCAUUUUUAGAGAAAAAAAACUUAUCUCUUUCUCUCCAUCUACGUCGUGUGCCUUGGCGAUGGAAACCGUUUGAGCACCGGAGUUCUUAUCGAGUACCGAUUCAGAUUUCGGGCGCUUGAUGAGACCGAAACCCAGAAGAGAACGCGGACGACGAAGAAGAAGAGGACAAGGGUAAACAAAAGAACCCGUGAUUUCUUCGGACGAAUCUGUGUGUUCCUCUCUUUGGUCCUGUUGUCUUGUUUGUGUAUUCUCCCUCGGUUUUGAUCUGGAGAUCAGAAAAUGGAGGUGAUGAUGGGACCCACUUUCUCCAUCGAUGUCUCCGCCUCGGCCGAGUUCGUCAGAGAUCGCGGCCUUCUUCCACCGCCGCAUCCCCUGCCGGAGAUGGCAUCUGCCGCCGACACCGGCGGGUCUUCUCUGACCGAUGUUCCGGUUCGACCCGGAAGCGGGAUAUGGUCGGGGCAGACGGCGGAGUACUCGUCGGAGAGUUCAUCGUCGAUCGGAUCGCCGGGGGACAGCGAGGAUGACGACGACAGUGGAGAAGACGACACCGUUUCGUCAAAGGAACGUCUUCAAGGAUUGGGCUCUUUGAGCUCUCUCGACGAUUCUCUCCCCAUCAAGAGAGGGCUAUCGAAUCAUUACAAAGGGAAAUCGAAAUCGUUCGGGAAUCUGGGGGAGAUAAGCAGCGUGAAAGAAGUGGAGAAGCAAGAGAAUCCACUGAACAAGAGACGAAGGUUACAGAUCUGCAACAAAUGGUCGAGGAGAUCGUUCUACGCAUGGCAGAACCCUAAAUCCAUGCCUCUUUUGCCGGUAAACGAGGAUGAAGAAGAAGAUCUGAAAUCCGGGAUAGACGAAGCGAAAUCGUCCAGCGACGAAGAGGGUCCGAGAAAAUCAUCGUUUAAGAGCACCAGAGGUCUCAAAUCACGGAGCUGUUUUGCUCUCUCAGAUCUGCAGGAGGAGGAAGAUGACGACGACGAUGAUGAAUAAAAUAAUUCCAUGAUGAUGAUGAUUUUCUUGUCCAUAGUUUUUUU